This is a messenger RNA of Sphenostylis stenocarpa, 2562 nucleotides long. NCBI's taxonomy places the organism in Eukaryota, Viridiplantae, Streptophyta, Magnoliopsida, Fabales, Fabaceae. The record is from the annotation of a GenBank genome assembly.
AUGGCUCAUUUGGUUUAUGGUGAAACUCCAUCCUUUGGAGCUUCACACCAUGGACAGGCUCAGCAAAUUAUUCCGUUUGCAACCAAUGGAACUUCCUUAAGGAUCCUACUUUUACAUGGCAACUUGGAAAUAUGGGUCAACGAGGCCAGAAACCUUCCUAACAUGGACAUGUUUCACAAGAAAACGGGAGAAAUGAUUUCCAUGUUGUCCCGGAGACUUGGCGGCAAAAUCGAAAGCCACAUUUCCAAAGCUGGAACCAGUGAUCCCUAUGUUACGGUGUCUGUGGCGGGUGCGGUGGUGGCCAGAACUUUUGUCAUUAGAAACAGCGAGAACCCCAUUUGGACGCAGCAUUUCAAUGUCCCCGUUGCGCACCUUGCUUCUGAAGUCCACUUCGUUGUCAAGGACAGUGAUAUUGUGGGUUCUCAGAUUAUAGGAGCAGUGGGAAUUCCAGUGGAGCAGUUAUAUAGUGGCACAAGAGUUGAGGGCCUUUUCCCCAUCCUUGGUGCUAAUGGAAAACCAUGUAAGGGUGGAGCAGUGCUGAGUUUAUCCAUUCAAUACACCCCUGUUGAAAAGGUGGCUCUGUAUAGCCACGGAGUAGGUGCUGGUCCUGAUUAUCAAGGGGUCCCUGGCACCUACUUUCCCCUUAGAAAAGGUGGAAAAGUUACACUUUAUCAAGAUGCUCAUGUUCAUGGAGGUUGCCUUCCCAGUUUGAAGGUGGAUGGGGAUGUGGAUUAUAAGCAUGGAAGUUGUUGGCACCACAUCUUUGAUGCAAUAAGUCAGGCUCGUCGAUUGGUUUAUAUUAUGGGGUGGUCUGUGUACUACAAUGUUAGUCUCAUUCGGGAUAAGCAUGAUGGAAAGGCUUACACUUUAGGUGACCUUCUCAAAGAUAAAUCACAAGAAGGUGUGAGAGUGCUGCUCCUUGUGUGGGAUGAUCCCACUUCUGGAAGCGUGCUUGGAUAUAAAACGGUUGGACUUAUGAACACUCAUGAUGAGGAUACUCGCGAGUUUUUCAAGCACUCUUCAGUACGGGUGCUUCUUUGUCCACGAGCCGGUGGAAAAGGACAUAGCUUUCUCAAAACGCAGGAAGCUGGAACAAUCUAUACCCAUCAUCAGAAGACAGUCAUUGUAGAUGCUGAUGCUGGCCACAGUAAAAGAAAGAUAAAAGCUUUUAUCGGAGGUCUUGAUUUAUGUUUGGGUCGAUAUGAUACCCCAAACCAUUCCCUCUUCAGGACUUUGCAGACAACACACAAAGAUGACUAUCAUAAUCCUAACUUUGAGGGGCCUGUCACUGGUUGUCCAAGACAACCAUGGCAUGAUUUGCAUUCCCAAGUUGAUGGUCCAGCAGCAUAUGACAUCCUCACCAAUUUUGAGGAACGUUGGUUGAGGGCUUUAAAAAUGAAUAGGUUUCAAAAGAUGAAAAGUUCACAUGAUGAUUCGUUACUUAAGAUUGACAGAAUCACUGACAUUGUUGGCAUUGAUGACGUUCCUUCCCAAAACGAAGAUAACCGGGAGACUUGGCAUGUCCAGGUCUUCAGAUCAAUUGAUUCCAAUUCUGUGAAAGGAUUUCCAAAGGAACCACAGGAUGCAAUAAGAAGGAACUUGGUUUGUGGAAAGAAUGUACUGAUAGACAUGAGCAUACAUUCUGCUUAUGUCAAGGCAAUUCGAGCAGCUCAAAAGUUCAUCUAUAUUGAGAACCAAUACUUUCUUGGCUCAUCAUAUAAUUGGGAUUCUUACAAAGACCUUGGUGCUAACAACUUAAUUCCAAUGGAAAUUGCAUUAAAAAUAGCCAGCAAAAUCAAACAGCAUGAACGAUUCUCUGUGUAUAUUCUCAUUCCUAUGUGGCCUGAAGGAGUACCUAAAGGUACACCUACUCAGCGGAUUCUCUUUUGGCAGUUUAAAACAAUGCAAAUGAUGUAUGAAACGAUUUACAAGGCCUUACAGGAGGCUGGGCUCGACAAUCAGUAUGAACCACAAGACUACUUGAACUUCUUUUGCCUUGGUAAUCGGGAAAUCCUUGACGACGGAAAUGUUUCAAAUGUUACAAAAACUACAAGAGAAAACACACCUCAGGCACUCACUAAAAAGAACAGAAGAUUCAUGAUUUAUGUUCAUUCAAAAGGAAUGAUAGUGGAUGAUGAAUAUGUGUUACUGGGGUCUGCUAACAUUAACCAGCGAUCCAUGGAAGGCACCAGAGAUACAGAGAUAGCAAUGGGAGCAUAUCAGCCUAAUCAUACUCGAGCAAAGAAGCAAUCUAAACCUCGUGGACAGGUGCAUGGUUAUAGAAUGUCACUGUGGAGCGAACAUAUAGGAAGUGUGGAAGAAUGUUUUGAAGAACCAGAGAGCCUUGAGUGUGUAAGACGGAUAAGGUCACUGAGUGAGUCUAACUGGAGACAGUAUGCAGCUGAUGAGGUAACUGAAAUGAAAAGCCAUUUGUUAAAAUAUCCCCUUGAAGUUGAUUCAAAGGGCAAGGUGAAGCCUCUUCCUGGCUCUGAGACAUUCCCAGACGUUGGGGGGAACAUAAGUGGCACUUUCACAGUACUCAAAGAAAAUCUCACCAUCUGA